AUGCAUUUGUUCCAGUACAGCCUCUUUCAUCUCAGGGAUACUCUAAUCCUUGAUUCAGCCACAGUUGCAAUGAAAAUUUCACUUCUUGUUUUCUUCUAUCUCCUUACAGCUGCUAUGUAUUUUUUUUCCUGUAACAUCUCCGUUUCUUCUCCUUCUGUGAUCUUUCUUACAGGAAGGAGAUCAAUGAAAGAACAGAGAAUGUUACCACUCCACAUAAAUGGACAAGAGAAAAACAAGGUUCUUGAUGAAGACGCAAAGCAGAUGACAAUCCAUGAACAUGCCAGAGAACAUCAGCAUCUCAGCAACAAUGAUUUAGAUCUUGUUUACCACAUUGACUACCAUGGUGUGACAACUCAUCCAAUUCCCACCCCAAAACAUCCCAGACCAUAGAAUGCCUUUUUUCCCCCAAGAUUCAGAAGGAAGGAAUGAAACACACAUGUUUUUCAAUUCUAAUAAAUCAGUUUACAGUGUACUAUCAAAAUGAUGAUAACAAGGAUGAAGACAUUUCCCUUUGCA
Molecule: messenger RNA, 516 nt
Organism: Hevea brasiliensis (rubber tree)
Lineage: Eukaryota; Viridiplantae; Streptophyta; Magnoliopsida; Malpighiales; Euphorbiaceae
Exons: 2
Coding region: 1-390 (129 amino acids)
Source: RefSeq, a predicted model, not a curated record